This is a messenger RNA of Purpureocillium lilacinum, 681 nucleotides long. Its product is annotated as mitochondrial 54S ribosomal protein mL58. Gene Ontology annotation, cellular component: mitochondrial large ribosomal subunit. The record is from RefSeq and is a predicted model, not a curated record. Lineage: Eukaryota; Fungi; Ascomycota; Sordariomycetes; Hypocreales; Ophiocordycipitaceae. Gene Ontology annotation, molecular function: structural constituent of ribosome.
AUGGACAUGCGCGCCCUCUUCCGGCCGGCAGCACGGCUGCUCACCGUCGCCGCCUCCCGCUCCUCAACACCGGCAUCAGCAUCAGCCGCAUCCUCCUCGCCUCUCCUCCCCCUCAUCACCGCCCGCGGCCACAAGACCACCGCCCGCACCAAGCGCGCCCUCAAGAUCGCGCCCCACGACUCCUUCCUCCCCGACCGGUCCGCCCCCUUCCCGGCCGCCGACUCCAUCAUCUACAACCCGCCCGCCUCCGAGGCGUCCCCCGCGCACACGCCCUUCAUCUUCCUGCCGCGGAGCGACCCCCGCCGCCUCGCCCUCUUGCGCCUGCGCAACAGCACGGCCGCCACCGCCGCGCUGGCGCCCACACCGGUCGAGGACGGGGACCUGCCGCCCGCGAUGCGCUACCACAGGAGAGAACCCCGGUACCACCUCAAGGAGGAGGACAUCGCCGAGAUGAAGCGCCUCAGGACCGAGGACCCGGCCAAGUGGAGCGUCGGACAGCUCGCCAAGAAGUUUGACUGCUCGCCCAUAUUCGUCAGGAUGGUGGCCCCGGCCCCGUCGGGGCAUCUCGACUUCCUCAAGGCCAAGUUGGAACGGAGGAUGACGCGCUGGGGCCCGAAGAAGACGCAGGCCAGGGAAGACCGCAAGAGGAGGGCGGAGAUGGUGUACCGUGGGGAAUUAUAA